This is a messenger RNA of Talaromyces rugulosus, 1389 nucleotides long. RefSeq lists its product as uncharacterized. The record is from RefSeq and is a predicted model, not a curated record. Gene Ontology annotation, cellular component: Ndc80 complex; kinetochore. The coding region runs from base 1 to 1389 and encodes 462 amino acids. Lineage: Eukaryota; Fungi; Ascomycota; Eurotiomycetes; Eurotiales; Trichocomaceae. Gene Ontology annotation, biological process: kinetochore organization; mitotic spindle organization; meiotic chromosome segregation. The transcript is spliced from 4 exons. Gene Ontology annotation, molecular function: protein-containing complex binding.
AUGGCCUACAACCAUCGACAGAGCCAGCAAGUGCACGGCGGCCAGCAGCACAGCCGGGGCCGCAAAAAGGAAGAUGACAGCGACGCAUUGAUGCGCCUACCAGACAAGGAGAUUGCAGGAUGCAUCAACGAUAUCGGUGUUCCCUUCAACACAGCCGACCUGAUCAAGCCGAAUCCUCAGCAAAUCCAAAUGGUGCUGGAAUGGUUCGCUGAGCUUCUCAUGAACACCACCCGCGAUACAGUCGACCCGGCAAUGCGCGCAGCUGCUCAGGAUAUUUGUGGCGACUACUCCGAUAUCGUCCCCAACGACACACGUAAUCUGAUGGGGUUUUUUAUUAACUUGAGGCGCCUGAUGAUUGAGUGCGGAGUGAACGACUUUACCUUCUCCGAUCUUACACGCCCUACACAUGACCGGCUUGUCAAGAUUUUCUCAUACCUGAUCAACUUUGUCCGCUUUCGCGAGUCGCAGACUGCCGUUAUCGAUGAACACUUCAACAAGGCCGAGCAAACGAAAGCGCGUAUCGAAACCCUCUAUGCAGACAACCAAGACGUUGGCGACCGGGUGGACGAAUUGCGAAGAAACCAAAAGGCGCUUGAAAGCCAGGUAAAAGAAAAAGUGCAGCGCAACAACUCCUUAAAAGCGCGCUUGCUGGUUUUGAGCCAGAGCCAAGCGAAGAUUACAGAGGAACUCGAAAGGGCAAAGGCGGACAAGGCGAAGAGACAGGCGGCGCUUGAAGAAAAGACGGAAAAGGCCAUUCGAGCAAGACAAGAGAUCGACAAACUCAAACCAUACGUUCAACAAAGCUAUGCGAGCUUACAGACUUCCCUCACCGAGUUAUCCGAAAAUCUGGUCCGCGAAAAAGGCCAGGUAGACACCAUGGAACGACGCCUGCGAGCGCUGCAAACAUCAAUUGACACGUUUAAUAUCGUCGCAAACGAAGUCCAGGCCUGUGUCAAGGUUCUGGAAGAUAUUUCCGUCGAGCUGCAAAAGGAAGAGGAAGAAGAUGCACGAGCAGCAAGAAACAAAGAUGCAAUUUCUGAAAGAGGAAACAAUGUCCGUGAAGUCGCACAGACAGAAAAGCUUUUGCAGCGACAGCUGGCGCGGUGGAACGAGAGAAUUGAAGCUCUCCGCAAGAACAGCCAAGAGAAGCAGGAACUCGCCCAGGCCCGAAUGGAAGAGCUACGUUCUACACAAAAGCAGCUUAGAGAAGAGCGUGCCGAAAAACAAAAGGCGAUGGAGAUCAAGAGAAUCCGUAUUGAACAGACUGAGAAAAAGAUGACGGAUCUCAAGGAGAAUAUUGAGAACGAGGUCCACAGAGCACAUGACGAGUACCUCAAGCUGGAAUCCCAUAUCAAACUAUAUAUUACGGAAAUGCAAAAAUGUCUAUAG